Messenger RNA from Branchiostoma belcheri (Belcher's lancelet), 1236 nucleotides. RefSeq names its product dapdiamide synthesis protein DdaC-like. The record is from RefSeq and is a predicted model, not a curated record. The coding region runs from base 1 to 1233 and encodes 410 amino acids. The transcript is spliced from 5 exons. Gene Ontology annotation, molecular function: oxidoreductase activity. NCBI's taxonomy places the organism in Eukaryota, Metazoa, Chordata, Leptocardii, Amphioxiformes, Branchiostomatidae.
AUGACCGUUAAGGCAUUCAACUUGGACUUGUUUACGUCCAACAUGUCUAUGUUCAGAUCCACCAGCAGGUUAUUCCUGCGUGGCCCAAGCCUUGCCUGUCUGGCUCACAAGGUGCGUUCCUGCCAGGCGUCUGCUGUGAGUGGAGCGACUGUCCGACUGGUAGAAACUCAGGUCGACUGGGCUUCCCAACUGCAGGUCCACCCUGCACGAAUCAGGGGGAGAAAAUGGCUGCCAGGGUCUGACAGUCCCAACUAUCCCGAGUUCCUGGCGCCGCCUAAAGACGGGUACGUCCACGUCUACACUCCCGCGGGGAAGGUCGACUGUUCCCCCGAGCACUGCGCUCCUUCCGUGCGACAGGUGAUCCGCGACGUCUUGGAAAGGCGCAAGGAAGGCGCCUUACUCUUCCGAGGCCUGCCUCUGGCGACCGCGGAAGAUUUUUCCAGGGUCGUGGUCAACUUGGGCCUGAAGCUGACCAGCUACAAAGGUGGGGGUGGCAUCAGACACAGGCUGGCCGAAGCGGUGGACACAGCGAGUGACGAGCCACCACAACUGUGCAUCGAACCGCACCACGAACUUGCCUAUACUAACCAUUACCCUGAAAAGAUUAUGUUCUUCUGUAUCGACCCCCCACCCCCCGGGACAGGGGGUGAGACGGUGCUGGCGGACGCCCGGGACAUUCUGCCCCGUCUGGACAAAGAUGUGGUGGAGAAGUUCCGGAGACUGGGAGUCAUGUACACGCACUACCUCCCAUCCCGCGGGCCGGGCAUUUACAACAGCUGGCAGGCGACCUUCCAGUCUGAGGUAAAGUCUGAAGUGGAAAAACACCUGAAAGCUCACAACAUACACUGGAAGUGGGAAGAUGACGGUGCCAUGAGGAACUGGACCGUUCUACCAGUGAUGCAUAAGUACAGAGGUGACUGGGUGUGGUUUACCGUGCCACAUGCUGAAAACAGUAGCUACAUGAAGAACACCCCAUACUGGAGAGACAAGGACCUCCCCGAUCACAUGUACCCACAACACACGUACUACGGAGACGGCUCGGACAUAGAGCAGGAAGUACUGCAGCAUAUCAGAGAUACAAUCUGGCAGGUUGCCGCGGGGUUUCAGUUACAGAAGGGCGACCUGCUUGUUUUGAACAACAUCUACUGUCAGCAUGCCAGACUCGGCUUCACCGGAAAACGGAAGCUUGCCGUCGCGUUGGUCAUGCAGGACCAGGACUAUCCGGAGGACUGAUGA